Molecule: messenger RNA, 1496 nt
Organism: Misgurnus anguillicaudatus (oriental weatherfish)
Lineage: Eukaryota; Metazoa; Chordata; Actinopteri; Cypriniformes; Cobitidae
Source: RefSeq, a predicted model, not a curated record
ACUGCCUCGAGACUCCAGAUGUGAAUUGGGCGGAAACUUUUUCAAAACUCCACAACAGACUCUCGAGCGGACUCUGCUACGGUGAUUUUUUAGGAAAACUGCACAUAAACCUUUUCAGGAUUUCUUGCCAUUAUAUAAUCAAGAUUAUAACGGAUAUAUUUACGAUCAGUAUAAACUAGAAGAAAAUGCUAAGCGAAAUCGAGACAGCUGGGGCUUCGGACGCUUCUGCUACGGCAGAGGGGAACCCCGGGCCGAGCGACUUACUGGAAAUUACUUUCCAGAAGAACCCCAAUCAAAAUAAAAAAUUCCUAGAAGCAGAGCCCAAGAUUUUAGGGGUUACACAGAUAAUGCUGACCGUCCUCUACAUUACUUCCAAAAUGGCUUAUUUUUCACACUGGAUAGAAACAAGUGUCGAUAUAGGUUGCUCCUGUGUUGGCAUAAUAGCUGGUAGUCUGGCAAUAGCGGCACAGAACCUCCACCUACCAACACUCAAGGCUUGUUUGGGAAUGCAGAUAGUCACGUGCCUGACAUAUGGGUUCAUUCUCAUCCUCUCAUUUGUGUUUCUUUCAAACCCUGCAACAACAGCCUGCUGGUACUACUUUGAGGAGAACUAUAAACUACCAUCAUGUAAAUCUGCAUUGAUUGGAUUUAUUCAAAUAGAGUUAAUAGAUAAUCUCACGGAAGCGGUUCAGAUUGCCCUCUCUAUUACACUAGCUGCAUAUUGCUGCAAGGUUAUUCAGUGCUGCUCGCCCAGGUCUCAUGAGCCUGUCAUCGUUAUAAAGCCCAGAGCUUCAGAUUGAAAGGAAGUAUAUAUCUACAAAGAGUGUUUAUGUGAACGACAUUAUGAUUUUCUGUCCCUAACAAUAGUAAUGAACUGAUCAUUGUCAGGACUCCAUCACUGGCACCAUCAUCUUCAUCAUUGACUCCUCCCACUUGUUCACGCUCACCUGAGUAUUGAUCCUCCUCACCUGUGCACCAUCAUCUUACUCCCUUUUUAACCUGCACCCUCCCAUUCAUUAUCUGUCUGAUCUCAUCUAUGUUGGACUCUCAGACUCACCCGUGUUACCAAAUUAAGGACUUACGUGUGAUCUUCACCUGUCAUUGUCUUCCUCCUAUUGUCCCCUCCUAGGAUCUUCAUCCGCCAUUCACAAAGAGAGACUAAGUUAUUAUAAAGCUAAGUGCAUAUCAGAAGAACUAUUACCGUUCACUCACCAUUGCUCAUCUGCUUCCUGUUCAACUGUGUGACAGUCAUAUUGUUAUUACAGCUAUAGACACAUACUAAUAACAUAUUUAAAACAUUUUACGACAGUAUUCCGAAAUAGCAUGUAAAAGUUUGUCUUGAUGUGUAGAGCAUUUUUGAAAUGUCAUCAGAAAUGCGCACUAUGAUUUAAUAUCUAAAGUUGUUUUUUUAGAGAACUAUUAAAUCUUUUGAAAAUGAUCUUUAACAGAUUAUACUAUAAUAAACGGACAAUAAAUGGACAGUGUGAAUACUCAAA